Pyricularia pennisetigena is the source of this 1638-nucleotide messenger RNA. RefSeq lists its product as uncharacterized. The record is from RefSeq and is a predicted model, not a curated record. Gene Ontology annotation, molecular function: transmembrane transporter activity. The transcript has 3 exons. The annotation marks the transcript as partial. Gene Ontology annotation, biological process: transmembrane transport. Lineage: Eukaryota; Fungi; Ascomycota; Sordariomycetes; Magnaporthales; Pyriculariaceae.
AUGACAACGCUAAGCUCGGCCGCCAGAUCUGGCGAAGAGAUUGGGAGCGUAUUCCUCGUCGCAGAGGACGGCACCCUGCUCAGUCUUCCCAUCCCCAGCAACUCCCCGGAUGAUCCUCUGAGCUGGAGUCUACGCAGACGCUGCUUGGCUUUAAGCAUACUGGUGCUGUAUGGCACAUUUGCCAUGGCAAUCCAGCAGUUUCCCGGUCUUUUGUUUGUAGCUUUUGAAAAGGAGUUUGGAAAGAAUAUCCUCCUGGCCGUCGUGGAUCUUACCUUUGUUCACCAGCGGCCUGGCGCAAUCGCGGCAACCUGGGCCCUGAGCGGCACCAUGUCCCAGGUGAUACUGGCCCUAGUGCCGUUCUCCGUCGACACGGCUCUCGACUGGCGCUCGACGUACAAGUUCUGGUCCAUAGCCGCUUUUGCCGUCUUCCUACUCGCGUUGCUCUUCGUCCCCGAGACUUAUUUCGUUCGGCCGCCCGUCGCGCUGGACGGACGCAUCCUCGUGCAGGGAGGCGCGGAGAAGAUGCGCGUCUACGAGGGCUGGGACCAGGUAGCCGGUGGCGGGCCGCCCAUCGUCGGCACCGAGCACGGCUUGCAGAGGCACGCGGCCAUGGCCGCCACGCCCAGGACGACCUCGGCGGCCGGCGGCCAAGGCCACGAGAGGACGAGGCUCUGGCUGCGGCAGAUGCGCGUCCGCAAGGCCAAGGGGGCUGACUGGCGCUCCGCUGUCGCCUUCUUCCCGCAGCUCGCCAUCUGCCUCGUCAACCCGCUCAUCUUCUGGGUGUGCCUCUUCACCGCCGCCAACUUUGCCGGCAUGAUGCUCAUGGGCACCACAUACCCCAUGGUGCUGACCUCGCCGCCCUACUCGCUCUCGACGCGCGCCGUCGGCCUCGUCAGCCUGGCGUCUGCCGCCGGUGCCCUGGCCGCCUGGCCCGCGGCCGGCUGCCUCACGUCACGGGUGACGAACCGCUUCACGCGCCGCAGCCACGGCGUCCGGCACGCCGAGGUGUACCUGUUUGCGUUUGCGCAGCCCGUCGUGGCCGGCGUGGCCAGCCUGGUGCUGUACGGCGUGGCGGUGCGCCUCGGGUGGCCGGCCGGGUGCGUCUACGCGGCCUACGGGCUCAACACCUUCUCGUACGUCACCAACGGCGUCGCCAACACGCUCUGGGCCACGGCCGUGUUUCCGCAGUGGGCCGCCGCUGCCAUCGCCGUCGUGGGCGGCGUCAGCUCCGCCCUCAGCUUCGGCCUUACCUACGCCAUCACGCCCUGGCUGCGCUCCCAGGGCUACCUGGGCACCUCGCUCGAGCUGGCCGCCGUCGUGCUGGUGCUGGGCCUCGUCGCCGUGCCCCUGGCCUUUUGGGGCAGGAACGUGCGCCAGUACAUCAAUACCCGCUGGGCCAGGUACGAGGCGGGUGCUGUGCGGCCUCAUGACAGCGCCUCGGUAAACAACAGCCAUGACCACCGGGAUCGGACGGGCAUCGUGGACAGUUUACUCCUCAUGCGAGACGUCCCGAACGACGGGCCGAACCCCCCCCCCCCCCCCCCUCUUGGUGAUGAAUUACGUACGACCCAAUGGGCGGGUGGGCUGUCCGAUACCACCUCCCAAAUACGCGGCUGGGUCCAGAGGCAAAAAUGGGCU